This is a messenger RNA of Lolium rigidum, 1553 nucleotides long. Its product is annotated as AAA-ATPase At3g50940-like. The transcript has a single exon. Lineage: Eukaryota; Viridiplantae; Streptophyta; Magnoliopsida; Poales; Poaceae. The record is from RefSeq and is a predicted model, not a curated record. Gene Ontology annotation, molecular function: ATP hydrolysis activity; ATP binding. The coding region runs from base 1 to 1500 and encodes 499 amino acids.
AUGGAUCAAUUACCACUCACCACCGUGGCCGGGUCGCUGGAAGGAGGCGGGAGGGUGGUGGACACGUACAAGAGGGCGCUGGCCACGGCGGCAUCCGUGGCCGCGUACGCCAUGCUGGCGCGCGGCAUGGCCAGGGAGCUCCUCCCAGAGGAGCUGCGCGCCGCGGUGCGCUGGGGUGCCGCGUUCGUGCGCGCCCGCCUCGGCGCCGGCGACAAGGAGCGCCACACCAUCGUCAUCCGCCGCCAGUUCGACACCGGCUGCUACAGCGAGAACCACCUCUUCGACGCGGCGCGCGCCUACCUGGCCACCAAGAUCGACCCGCGCGCCAUGCGCCGCCUCUGCCUCGCGCGCUCCCGCCACAAGGAGCCCGACGGUAGCAGCAGCUGGAGCACGCUCCUGUGCAUGGACGACGGGGGCUCCACCACCGACGCCUUCGAAGGGGUCGAGUUCAGGUGGACGUCCAUCGAGACCGGCGGCGACGACGGCAAGAAGGGAAAGGGCCAUCGGACCCCACGCGAGACCCUGGAGCUCAGCUUCGACGCCGAGCACACCGACACGGCGCUCGAGCGGUACGUGCCCUUCAUCAUGUCCACCGCGGAGCAGCUGCAGCGGCUGGAUCGCGCGCUCAAGAUCUUCAUGAACGAGGGCCGUUCGUGGCACGGCAUCAACCACCACCACCCGGCCACCUUCGACACGCUUGCCAUGGGCUCGGCACUGAAGCGGGCCGUCAUCGACGACCUCGACCGUUUCCUCAAGCGCAAGGAGUACUACCGCCGGAUCGGCAAGGCUUGGAAGCGCGGGUACCUGCUCCACGGCCCGCCUGGGACCGGAAAGUCCAGCCUCGUCGCCGCCAUGGCCAACUACCUCCGCUUCAACCUCUACGACCUCGACCUCUCAGAGGUGCGCCUCAACUCGGCGCUCCAGAGGCUGCUCAUUGCCAUGCCUAACAAAUCCAUCCUCGUCAUAGAGGACAUCGAUUGCUGCUUCGAUGCCAUGUCCAGGGAAGACCCCAAGAUGCUGGUGUCCGCAGACGCCUACAAUUCAUCCGACUCCUCGGACGACGACGGCCACACGGGAGCUCACAAGCAGCAGAACGUAACGCUGUCCGGGCUUCUCAACUUCAUCGAUGGGCUAUGGUCAACGACCGGCGAGGAACGCAUUAUCGUCUUCACCACCAACUACAAGGACCGCCUCGAUCCGGCGCUGCUACGGCGGGGACGAAUGGACAUGCACAUCUACAUGGGCUUCUGCUGCUGGGAGGCAUUCAAGACAUUGGCCCGGAACUACCACCUCGUCGACGACCACGUUCUGUUCCCGGAGAUUCAAGAACUGCUUGCAGCGGUGGAGGUCACGCCGGCCGAGGUUUCCGAGAUGCUGCUGCGCAGCGAGGAUGCCGACGUCGCACUACGUGUUCUCACAGAGUUCCUCCACAACAAGAGACGCAAAGCUAGAAAAGAGGAAACAGAAAUCAAGAACGACGAAGUUGAGAAAGCAAUGUAGUGCCCUGUACUCCCCUUUAACUGAGCGUUUUAUGUGAGGAUUGAGGAAUAGAG